UAAAUAUCAUGUAAACAUUGACACGGAGCUAUCCCGGAAAUUUCAAGUAAAUCCUAUUGCAAAGCGGUUUCACUCACUGCACGUAUUCUCGAUCGAGCGAGCCGAGGACAGCAUUAGAUAGCAUGAUACGCGCGAAAUUAUGAGAAACGGCGUAUUCGCACGGAGAAAAUGCUCACGGCUCCAUUACGCUGCUGCUGCUGCUGCUGCUCCUGCUGCUGCUGCUGCUGCUGCUCCAGCUACCCAACAACAUUGACAAUACAGAUGGCAGCACCUUCGGGCGCAGUCCACACAAGUUUCUACACACACUCCGAAAACCAUUAAAUACCUUAUUAUUGAUCUAUUAGCUGAAUAUAUUUCCGCGCGCACAGUUGCACGUGAUUUCGGAAAAGCUGAAAAACCACCGUGAGGAUGCCAAUCUUAGGCGAGCAAAUUCUAGAAUCGCCACAGAGCUGACAGAGAUAAGUGCGUACACCUCUGUCACAGCAGCCUAACCAACAUGUCCUCAUUAACGAUUCCAGUAACAUAUAGCCAGUUCGUACUCACUUUGCAACGAUCCUACGUCUUCUGGCUAUUUUCAAAAAUUAUUCGUACAACCGUGACCGAUCGUAUUUAAUCGCGAAAUGCACCGAAUCGAUAAUAUAUUUACAUAAAAGUGAAUACUGGCAUUUGGCGCCAUCAUGCCUGAAAAAAUAACUGUGGAAGUUCGAUGUCACGUGACCGACCCAGCGAGAUCUCGCGAUUUGCCUUCACGGAUUAUGGAUUACAGUAAGAUUGGAGGUCAACAGGAUUUAAAGAGUAAAAUUGAUCAAGCAUGUAGAACUGCUGAAGAAUUUACAAAAUUAUAUUAUGAAAGUUUGGACAAACGAAGAUAUGCAAGUGUAUUUUAUUUAAUUUCAAGAUUAUAUUUGGAUACAGCUACUUUAAUAUGGAAUGGAAAUGGAGUCGAAAGUAAAGACAAUAUACAAAAAUUUUGGACAGAUUUACCGCCCUCUGAACAUUCUAUUAUUACUUUAGAUGCGCAGCCUAUCACAGGUCCAGGAAUAACUAAUCAGUUAACAUUCCUUGUUAAGGUUGGGGGACAAGUUAAGUUCGAAGAGAAAAGUUCAAAGCCAUUUAAUCAAACCUUUUUGAUCACUGCAGUGGGUGAUAAAUGGAAAAUUGUAAGUGACUGUUUUAGAGCAUUAGAAACAUAGAAAAAAAUGAUGGUUGAUAAUAUUAUAAAUAACUUUGAUCUUAAUCAAAACGUAUCUCUCAUUUAUAAGUUGUAUAUAUUGUAUAAUAACAUUAAGAAAGUGUUCGCAUUAUACAUAAGAAAUUUUAUAAAAUAUGAUAUUGUGCUUUAUUAUUCUAUGAUGCUUGUUAUUGAUUCAAAAAGCAUUUUAGUUCCAUAAUUAUUUUUAUUUUCAUUUUCGAUCUUAUAUGAAUGUAUAAAGCAAUAUUAAAAUUUUGUAUUAGUGAAUCAGUACAUUGGUCUUUUUAGAAAUGUAAUUUUACAUCAAAAAAUAAAAAAUAAAUACAAGUAUAAAUAGACAUAAAACUACUAUAAUACAUAUUAUAUAAAACAAGGACUUUUAUGUCUCUUUUAAUAAUAAUAAUUUCUAAAUGAAUAUCCAUCAGCUAAAAUUCAUUUUUGUAAUUAUCUUUUUUCUUGAAUUCAGUUUUUCAAUUAAUACAAAUAAUAAAAUAAUAGUUUAGCUUAUCACAGGUACAAAUGAUUUAAAGAAAAUGAGUAAUUUAACCAAAAUUACAUUGUAUACUAUUAAUGUUAAUAUAUUGAAUGUACUAAUAGGCAGUGUCAUAAGACACAUUUCAUUGGUCACUAUUACUUCUGCUUGUAUUGCAUUCUACUUAGUUUCAAGCACAGAUUUAAUAAAGUAUAAGUUCAAAAAUUCCCAUAAAAUAAAUAAAAAAUAUUGUAGAUUUAACAACAGAAUAAGUAACAAUAUUGGUUGAGUAAUCAAUUAAAUUAAUUAUAUUUAUAUUGAAAAUUAUUGUUAUAACUUUUGAGUAUUUGAAAGUAUAUAUAUUAUAAUUUAUAAAUUAAAUAUAUAUAAAAAAAUUUUGAACUUUACAAUAAAUUGAGAAAUUUGUUUUUUAUAAGUUCCAAUUGCAUUAAUACAAUAAUUAAAAGUUAUGACUGUUACACAUUUUGGAGAAAAAUUAUUCUGAAUGUGAACUUACUGGUCCGAUAGAAAUUUGUAUAAAAAAUAUGUGCAAGAGUAAGGAGUCAAUGCGCCGAUAUUUUUAUGAAAAUUUCCAAACAUAUUCCUUUACUGCUGUGCCUUUGGAAGAACAUUUCCAUAUAUCCAUGAUUAAACAAAGCACACGACACUUAAGAAUUUGAUUAAUUACAUUCAAUUUUCUCAUUCUGGAUAAUUUAUGUAGGCAUACGAUACUUAGUACAGUUGUUAUUCAACUUAUGCUAUACAAAUACAAAAUUGUUAUAUUGUCCCACAGUACAUGUAAGAUAUCUUAACAUUAUAGUUUGUAUUUAUAAUGUGACCUACAAUUUCGCAUAAAUGUACUAAGCAAUGAUGUGUAUAAAAUUACAUGUAAAUGAAAUGAUUUACGAUACAUAAGCAGCUUAAGAAAGUGUCUACAUUUUGUAAUGGCAAUCAUUCACAUUACAUUUAUAUGCACCACUGGUACUUCAGUUAUUAUUAAAACUGUGAUAAACUAUUCAUGUUGUUACUAUGAUCAUCACAUAUACUAUUAUAUUCUAGAUCAUAUGUCUCUUUAUAUAAAAAUGUAAUCAUGCAAAAUGAAUAUCUUUUAUCAAAGCUUAUAUUGCAAAGUCUUAGAUAUGAUCAUAUGACAUGAUCAUAGAUAAUAAUAUUCAAUACUUUUGACACUAAAAUCGGUAUUUUUUAAAUAUGUGCAAACGUAAAAUUAUGAAUCUUGCAAAUCAUUAUCUUUAGAAAUACAUAUUAAAGAAAUAUUUGUAGUGUACUUUCUUAUUAUGCUUCAACUGCACAAAAUUUUUGUAAUAGCAUAAACAUACAACUAUAACUCAA
This is a messenger RNA of Vespa velutina, 3014 nucleotides long. It is a transcript of the gene Nxt1, whose product is annotated as NTF2-related export protein. NCBI's taxonomy places the organism in Eukaryota, Metazoa, Arthropoda, Insecta, Hymenoptera, Vespidae. The record is from RefSeq and is a predicted model, not a curated record. The coding region runs from base 678 to 1193 and encodes 171 amino acids. The transcript has 4 exons. Gene Ontology annotation, biological process: protein import into nucleus. Gene Ontology annotation, cellular component: nuclear pore central transport channel.